Messenger RNA from Camelina sativa (false flax), 1493 nucleotides. Its product is annotated as UDP-N-acetylglucosamine transporter ROCK1. Lineage: Eukaryota; Viridiplantae; Streptophyta; Magnoliopsida; Brassicales; Brassicaceae. Gene Ontology annotation, cellular component: Golgi membrane. Gene Ontology annotation, molecular function: pyrimidine nucleotide-sugar transmembrane transporter activity. Gene Ontology annotation, biological process: pyrimidine nucleotide-sugar transmembrane transport. The record is from RefSeq and is a predicted model, not a curated record.
GAAAUCGUAUUAUCUUCAUUCUGCCACAUUGAAGAUUGAAGUAAAGGGAACUAUCAAGUUAUGUUGUGGUAUAUGUUCUUACACUUUUCACCUUUCUACAGUAUGCUUUUUUUUUUUUUUUUACUUUAUAACUAAAAUCUUGUGGUUCUCUGUUGAGAAAACGACGUACUACAAUGUUUAGACAAAAAAGAAAGUGAAAAAGCCUUCUUCAAUUCAAAGCACAAAAAAGCGAAGGCGAGCUUCUGUAUUCUUAUUCUCUCGCGGUGGCCGGAGGAGAUUCAUGGCGACGGCUAACGGAGCAAAGACUCCGUCGAGUUUGGCGACGGCCAACGGAGCAAACAGUCCUAAGGUUUUGUUAUAUUCCAUUCUGCUUACGCUUCAGUACGGAAGCCAGCCUCUGGUCUCCAAACGCUUCAUCGGGAAGGACGUUAUUGUAACUACUUUUGUUUUGAUAUGCGAGAUUUUUAAGGUCGUAUUUGCUCUGGUUCUCAUGGCAAGAGAUGGUACUUUGAAGGGAGUAGCAAAAGAGUGGACGUUUAUGGGAUCCUUGACUGCAUCAGGACUUCCUGCAGCCAUUUAUGCAGUGCAGAACACUUUGUUGCAGAUCUCAUACAGGAAUCUUGAUUCCUUGACUUUUUCAAUUCUCAAUCAGACGAAAAUCUUUUUCACAGCAUUCUUUACAUUCAUAGUACUAAGGCAGAAACAAUCAAUUCAACAAGUAGGAGCUUUGUGUUUAUUGAUUAUGGCAGCAGUCCUACUAAGUGUUGGUGAAGGCUCUAACAAAGGUCCAAGUGCCAGUAAUUCAGAUCAAGUGCUCUUUUAUGGGAUUAUCCCGGCCUUGGUAGCCUCAUUGCUCUCUGGUUUAGCCUCAUCUCUAUGUCAGUGGGCUUCUCAGGUCAAGAACCGUUCAUCAUACUUAUUGACGGUUGAGAUGUCAAUUGUUGGAAGCCUCUGCUUGUUAGUAAGUCUCCUUAAAUUUCCAGAUGGUGAAGCGAUUAAAAGAUAUGGCUUCUUUCAUGGCUGGACUGCUUUAACACUGGUCCCAGUAAUAAGCGAUGCCCUUGGUGGAAUUCUUGUUGGCCUAGUUACAUCACAUGCCGGUGGUGUGAGAAAGGGAUUUGUGAUUGUGUUGGCAUUACUAGUGUCGGCGCUACUUCAGUAUGUGUUUGAAGGAAAACCGCCGUCAUUGUAUUGCCUAGUGGCUCUUCCUAUUGUGAUGACUAGUAUCUCAUUAUACCAGAAAUAUCCAUACACAGCAAGAAGAAGAAGAAGGUCUAAAGAUCCAUUCACAGAUUAGGUGCCAAAUUCAAGAAUGGGAUAUAUCUUACAUGCCGUAAUUAAAUUAUUUAACUAGAUGAUAGUGUGAUAACAUUGGAAAAAGGCUUUGUAUUAUUGUUACAUUGGAGGAUGUUAAUACAUAGAAUGAGUCCAAUUGUGAUCAUGUAAUGUCAAUACUCUAACAAAUUAUAAAGAAUCAAAAGAAAUAUCAUAUU